Messenger RNA from Carya illinoinensis, 749 nucleotides. Its product is annotated as abscisic stress-ripening protein 1-like. Bases 105 to 440 code for a protein of 111 amino acids. NCBI's taxonomy places the organism in Eukaryota, Viridiplantae, Streptophyta, Magnoliopsida, Fagales, Juglandaceae. The transcript has 2 exons. The record is from RefSeq and is a predicted model, not a curated record.
AAUUCUCACACAUCACAGAGCGGUGAACUGCCAUUCAUAUUUUGGCAUAAUAAUUCAUCCGUAAUAUAUAUUUUGUUUUUUUAUCUGAAGAUCGAUCGAUCGCCAUGGCUGAGGAGCACCACCACCACAACCUCUUUCACCACGACAAAGAUGGAUCAGAACAAAAACCUGUUGAUUAUGAGAAGGAAGAGAAGCACCAUAAGCAUCACGAGCACCUAGGCGAGCUUGGUGCUGCUGCUGCAGGAGCUUAUGCCUUGCAUGAGAAGCAUGGGGCAAAGAAAGACCCAGAGCAUGCGCAUAAGCACAAGGUAGAGGAGGAGAUUGCAGCAGCGGCCGCAGUAGGAGCAGGCGGCUAUGUGUUCCAUGAGCAUCAUGAGAAGAAAGAGGCAAAGAAAGAAGAAAAAGAGGCUCAUGGAAAGAAGCACCACCAUCUCUUUUAAGUGUGUCUUUAAUUAAUUAAUAUCUAUGUCUGUUCUUAUAUAUAAUUCAGUGAGUUCGUGCGUGCGUCAUGUUAAAUUGUUAAUCGAUCGAUCCCAGCCAGAAAAAGACUAUCUCAAAUAAUAUUACUGAGUGAUCAGUAUCUGAAUGUGAUUGAUCGAUCGAUCUUCUGGGAGGAAAUUAAAUUAAUGUCCUUUUUCUUUCUUGUUUCCUGAGAGGCAAUCAGUUCAUGAUUUGUUGCUGUGUGAAUUAAUAUAAUCGUGAUCAUGUCAAUGUUCGUAAUAAAUUAACUAUGUUGUGUGAUAUACUAU